This is a messenger RNA of Grosmannia clavigera kw1407, 2562 nucleotides long. RefSeq names its product DNA replication licensing factor mcm3. Gene Ontology annotation, cellular component: nucleus; MCM complex. Bases 1 to 2562 code for a protein of 853 amino acids. Lineage: Eukaryota; Fungi; Ascomycota; Sordariomycetes; Ophiostomatales; Ophiostomataceae. The transcript has 3 exons. The record is from RefSeq and is a predicted model, not a curated record. Gene Ontology annotation, biological process: double-strand break repair via break-induced replication; DNA strand elongation involved in DNA replication; mitotic DNA replication initiation. Gene Ontology annotation, molecular function: single-stranded DNA helicase activity; ATP binding; single-stranded DNA binding.
AUGGACAGCCUUUUGCUUCGCGACGAUGCGGCGCGCAACCGGGUUCGGCAGGCAGCCGAAUUUCUCGAUCCCAGCGACCAGAAUGUGCGCAGCUACCGGCCAGACAUCAUCGUGAUGCUGCAGAAAAACCAACGGCGGCUGGUGGUCAACCUAGACCACGUGCGCGAUCACAACGCGGAGAUGGCAGAGGGCCUGCUGAUGCAGCCGUUUGACUUUACACUCGCGUUUAACCACGCGCUGAAGCAGAUCGUCAAGACGGUGCCGCAGGCGCGGGCAGAGCAGACGGACGACGAGGUGCCGUACUACUGCGCAUGGGCGGGCAGCUUUGGGCUGCACACAUGCAAUCCGCGGACGCUGUCGUCACAGCACCUGAACCAGAUGGUGUCGAUUGAAGGCAUCGUGACGCGGUGCUCGCUGAUCCACCCAAAGGUAGUCAAGAGCGUGCACCACAGCGAGGUGGAGGACAAAUUUUACUACCGGGAGUACCGGGACCAGACGAUGACGAACGGGGUGACGACGUCGAGCGCGUACCCGCAGCAGGACGAGAAGGGCAACGCGCUGGUGACGGAGUACGGUCUGUCGACGUACCGGGACAACCAGACGGUGUCGAUCCAGGAGAUGCCGGAGCGAGCGCCGGCCGGCCAGCUGCCACGUGGCGUGGACGUGAUGCUGGACGACGACCUAGUGGAUCGGGUCAAGCCGGGCGACCGGGUGCAGCUGGUGGGCAUUUUCCGGACGCUGGGCAACCGCAACACGAACCACAACAGCGCGCUGUUCAAGACGAUGCUGCUGGCGAACAAUGUGGUGCUGCUGUCGUCCAAAGCGGGCGGCGGGGUGGCGACAGUGGACAUUACGGACACGGACCUGCGCAACAUCAACAAGGUGGCGAAGAAGAAGAACCUGUUUGAGCUGCUGUCGCAAUCGCUGGCGCCGAGCAUCUACGGGCACGACCACAUCAAGAAGGCGGUGCUGCUGAUGCUGCUGGGCGGGGUGGAGAAGAACCUGGAGAACGGGACGCAUCUGCGAGGCGACAUUAACAUCCUGAUGGUAGGCGACCCGUCGACGGCCAAGUCGCAGAUGCUACGGUUUGUGCUGAACACGGCGCCGCUGGCGAUCGCGACGACGGGACGGGGAUCGUCAGGCGUCGGUCUGACGGCAGCGGUGACGACGGACAAGGAGACGGGCGAGCGGCGACUAGAGGCGGGCGCGAUGGAUCCGCACAAGAACAUUGCGCUGCCGGACUCGCUGCUCUCGCGUUUCGAUCUGCUGUUUGUGGUGACGGACGACAUCGAAGACGCACGUGACCGGCACAUUUCAGAGCACGUGCUUCGCAUGCACCGGUACCGUCAGCCGGGUACGGAGGAAGGCGCGCCUGUGCGCGAGACGGGCGGCCAGUCGCUGGGUGUGGGCAUGCAGAGCCAGAGCGACGCAGCAUCGCAGCGGCCGGUCGACGUGUACGAGAAGCACAACGACAUGCUGCACUCGGGGGCGCUGGCCGGGGCAGCAGCAGCGGGUGGGCGACGAGGCAGCGAGAGAGCAGCGAGCCGGAAGCGGGAACUGCUGAGCAUUCCGUUCUUGAAAAAGUACAUCCAGUACGCCAAGACACGAGUGCGACCAGUGUUGACGCAAGAGGCGUCGGACCGGAUCUCGGACAUUUACGUGGCGCUGCGCAACGACGAGAUGGAGGGCAACCAGCGACGAACGAGUCCGAUGACGGUGCGGACGCUGGAGACGCUGAUCCGGCUGGCGACAGCACAUGCCAAGUCGCGGCUGUCGAACCGGAUCGAGGAGCGUGACGCAGCGGCAGCCGAGGCGAUCCUGCGCUUUGCGCUCUUCAAAGAGGUGGUGGAGGACGAGUCGCGGCGGAAGAAGCGCAAGACGCGGCCGAUGGAGGAAGAUCGGUCGAGCAGUGACGAGGAAGAGGAUGAGGAUGAAAACGAAGAUGGGGACGACGGGGGCGACGAUGCGGACGAUCGUCGGCGUGCCGGUGCGACAGCCUCGCGAUCAACCCGAGCAGCAGCACGAUCGGCGAGAGGGCAGGAAGCAGUAGCAGCAGCAGCAGAAGAAGAAGAGGAGGACAGCGAGAUGAGGACCGCAGCAGCGACGCCGCUUCGACGGUCUGGUCGAAGCGGUGCGACGGCGACGACGACGUCACAGUCCAGCGUGUCGUUUGCGUCUUCGCUGCCGGCAUCGCGUCUGGUCGGCUCGCAGACAGAGACGUCGCAGGCACGAACAGACGAGGAGGAGGAGGAGGAGGAUGAGCUGGCCAGCGGGGCGGCAGCACUGCGCAUCGGGACAUCGACUGCAGGGACAUCCGUUGCAGGGACACCGAUCAGCGCUGCUCGGCUGGCGACAUUCCGGCGCGUCUUGGGACAGCUGCAGUCGACGAGCCUGUUCGAGAACGAGACGGCCGACGUGGACGCCAUCGUGACGGCGGUCAACGGCAAGGUCGGGUCACAGGGCGGCGCUUUUAGCCGCGAAGAGGCCGUCAAGGCGCUCGAGAAGAUGGACAAGGACAACCAGAUUAUGUAUCCGGGCGGGAAUGUUGUCUACCAGAUCUGA